Orbicella faveolata is the source of this 1729-nucleotide messenger RNA. RefSeq names its product chitin deacetylase 7-like. Gene Ontology annotation, biological process: carbohydrate metabolic process. Lineage: Eukaryota; Metazoa; Cnidaria; Anthozoa; Scleractinia; Merulinidae. The record is from RefSeq and is a predicted model, not a curated record.
AGUCAGUUAAAUUUUUCUCAAGCUGUAAUGUUACCAAAUUUGUAGCAUUGCACUUUAUAUUAUCCGUAUUUAUAGGUCGUAUAGGGGUUAAGGCCGUGCCGAGUGAGUGCAUGAGAUAUGGUAGCUAAAAAUAAUAGAUGACGUACAAAAUUGUCACUUUUAAGCCAAGACAGGCCUCCACGCAGCUUAAGUGGUUGCAGAUUAGCUCGAAGAGUGCAACAAUUUGAGUCUUCUCAAGAAAAUUAUCAAAGUGCAAUGAUGUCUCCUGCUAAAACUGCUACCUCAUUUGCUAUUCUUCUUGCUGUGCUGUUUUCACAAGCCAAUGGAAACCCAGCAAAGCCGUGCAACCCGGAUAAGUGUAAGCUUCCCGACUGUUUUUGCAGUGGCACCAAAAUCCCUGGGAAUUUGUCCGCAUCCUCGAUCCCUCAGAUUGUAAUGAUCACGUUUGAUGCAGCCGUUAACAGCGGCGGGUUCUCUCUAUACGAAGAGUUAUUCAACGGCCAGUUCAAAAAUCCAAAUGAUUGCAACAUCUCCGCGACGUUCUUCGUUAAGCACGAGUACACGAACUACUGCAUGGUUCAAGCACUGUACAAUCAGCGCCACGAAAUCGCGGAUAACUCCAUUUCCCGCCGACUUCCCAUCAGUUGGUGGAAAACCGCGACAGAAAAACAACUCACUGAGGAGAUAGUGGGGAUGAGAGAGAUUCUAAGAAAAUGGGGUUACGUGAAUCCUGAAGAUGUGAAGGGCUACCGGGCGCCAUACAUCCAGGUUGGUGGAAACACAGAGUUCAAAACUCUGCAAGACGCACUCUUUUUGUACGAGUCUUCAAUGCCCACUCAGAUGUACAGGGAUCCUCCGCUCUGGCCUUACACUCUGGAAUAUCGAUCAACUCAAGAUUGUGUGAUCGAGCCAUGCCCGACUGAUUCCUUUCCUGCACUGUGGGAAGUACCACUGGUUGAUUACAACAGCAAAGACGGGCAGUUGUGUAAUUUCAUCGACUCCUGUACCCCGCCUGAUACAGCCCAAGAAGCCUUCGAACUGUUUGACUCCAAUUUCGAACGACACUACACGACCAAUAGGGCUCCGUUUUUCAUGCUUCUAGAGGAACAAUGGCUGGCUAAUAGCACUUACUUUGAAGGAACGGUGACCUUCCUCAAAAAACUUGCAUCCAUGAGCGACGUGUGGGUGGUAACCAUUUCGCAGGCUCUCGAUUGGAUCAUGACUCCCACGACGCUGGAAAAUAUCGAAGACUUUGCGCCAUGGAAAUGCGACUCGACACCCCCACCCGCUUGUCCCGCGGGAAAUUGCAGAGUCUGUUAUUAUCCUGAACGGGAACGUGUGAUGCAGACGUGUGCUCCAGAAUGCCCGCCUCAUUAUCCAUGGGUCGGAAACCCGGAUGGAAAUUAACCCGGAAGAAAACUUCCCGGAUGAAAACUACCCAGGAUGUUGCUCAGCAUGCAAAGUGAACUCUUUUCUAAAACUAAGCUCUGAAUUUACGUUUGUAAACGUACUGGUAAAAGAAUAUUAAUUUGAAAAUAUGCAGUUUAGGUCUUGAACAAUGCUAUGGGCUAUUAAAUGGAGUAAUUUUAACUGUUUGCUAGUUUGGAAAAUCGUUUCAAUUAGCUGACAUGCGUUAAUUAACUUAGACCUGUUAGCCAUCUGAUUCUGUUCAAUGUUUGCCCAUAUUUUUAAUUAAAAUUGGAGAAAAUUAAAGAGCUAUUGUAAGUCA